Molecule: messenger RNA, 1610 nt
Organism: Ilyonectria robusta
Lineage: Eukaryota; Fungi; Ascomycota; Sordariomycetes; Hypocreales; Nectriaceae
Exons: 3
Coding region: 372-1610 (412 amino acids)
Source: RefSeq, a predicted model, not a curated record
UUUCAAGGCUGAGCUUAUGUUAUUUAUUAGCCUAAGGAACACACACAUCCGAGAAGCCACACCUUGCUGUCGCCUUGGCUAGAUGCCAGCGAUGCAACAGCGUGGCGGACACGCAAUCUGAAAUCCUACACUGGCUUUUUUUUGUUGGGAUGGGCUGAGAGGCGGUGUUGGGCAUGGCUGACGAUGGCGUUCAUAAGCCACGGAGGUCCUGAAAAAGCAAAGAGGGCUUACAACGAGGCCAUGGCUUAGGGCUGUUCUAGCUCAUGCGUUAACGGAUUCAAUCUGUGUACAUAUGAUCACACGAAUGGCCUUUUUCGUGGUCUGUAUUCCCUUUCAUUCACAACAAACCUUCUAUUACCUCUAGGUACACAAUGAAGUCGGCAUUUGUCACUGCAGUGGCUAUACUUCUAGUAUCGUACUCCCAUGUUACAUCGGCAACGACUUCUCCGUACUGUCCAAAAAGCCAAAAUGUAUGUUUCCGCUGGGGAGUGCCGGAAGCAGCCGCAGCGUCAGGCUCUGGAGAUGUAUACUUCCAGAUCCAGGCUCCAACCACCUACCAGUGGGUGGCGCUCGGGAUCGGCUCAAGAAUGGCGGGGGCCGAGAUGUUCUUGGUUUACCAGGAUGGCAAGGGAAAUGUGACACUGAGCACAAGGACAACCUCGGGGCAUUCCAUGCCGCAAUAUACAAAAAGAAGCGGAGUGACGCUCAUCGAUGGAUCGGGCGUUGCCAACAAAACGAUGAUAGCUAACAUCAGGUGUGGUGACUGUACUGGGCUGGACCUCUCUGGUUCCAAUUCUUGGAUCGCGGCUUGGAAGGAGGGUAGUGCACUCGACUCGACGAGCCUCUCAGAAAUCAUCCAACAACACGACGACUAUAACAUUUUCGACGUAAACUUUGCACAAGCGACUUUCAGCUCGACCGGAAACCCCUUUACGAACUCGGCCAGUAGCAAUGGAUCUGGCAACGCGGUUGAUUCAGGGUCGAGCGGGAACGACGACCGCCUCGCGAGUGCUCAUGGAGUUAUAAUGGCGAUCGUGUUCGUCAUUGCAUACCCGGUUGGGGCUCUCCUUAUGCCCCUCCUCGGAAAAUGGCUCGUUCAUGCCACCUGGCAGAGUCUUGCCUUCUUGGCCAUGUGGGCUGGCUUCGGUAUUGGCUUCGUAAUUUCUCGACAUGAUGGUUCCUGGGGACACGAGAGUCACACGAUACUCGGUGUCAUCGUCUGUGCAUUGUUGAGCAUCCAGCCCAUCCUAGGGUGGGCACAUCACAGGCACUACCUCAAACACCAACAACGAGGACUCGUCAGCCACGCCCAUAUUUGGUACGGUCGAGUUCUCAUGGGUCUUGGGAUUAUAAACGGAGGAUUAGGGUUACAGCUCGCGAGUGCCCCGGUGAAGUACAUAGUUGUGUACUCUGUCGCGAGUGGGAUUAUUGCCAUUGUGUACCUUGCUGGUACAGUGCUGGCGUUACGUCGCAAGUCACAGCGCGGGAAAGGACUUACCUCGGCCAGGUCGGCCAGUGAGUAUGGAUUUCUAGAGCCUGAAGAACACUCAGACUCGAUGCAACCCCAGGACGAGUGGUUAAGGAUGCAGGAGGUCGAUGUACGCCAUUGA